AGAACCGAGUCGAUCAUACACACAAGACUGUCCACUAGAGUAAGCCUGUCGUCAGUUGAGGGGACGCGAUGCCUCGAGUAGGAGCAAUAUUCGACAAGCGUCGAUUUUUGUCGUUGCAGUCGAUACAUGUAGUGCUUUGUGUGAUUAUGCGAAUAUGUGAAGCGCACGAUUAUCCUAAAUGCGCCAGAGGUGUUUGUGUUCCGCAGUAUUUAUGCGCAAAUAAAGAUAACAAAGUCAUAACCGACGGGAAUGGACUACUGGAUUUGCGGUCGCUGGGAAAUGAUGAAUGCCCAAAUGGUAUGACUUGCUGUGGGGUAGGAACAGGAUCCUCCGGUGUUGAUUACAGCUGUGACGGAGAAUGUGUAGAGGAAUCAGAAUGUGGAACGAGAUUUGACACGGUUGAUUUACGAAUAGGAAAACAAGUUUGUGCGCAUGGUAAAGUAUGCUGUAAGAUUCAACGGCCACAAACAAUUACUUAUUUUGAACCAUGGGCACCUGAUGUGGUACAUGAAGCCAACAUGAUAUUAAUGUUAACCCCUAAUCAACGAGAAACUUGCCGGGGAAGGUGUGUAUUGCAGAGCCAAUGUUCUGAUUACAACCCCGUGAAAGAUUUAAUAAAUCGAAUGUUCAAACGCGAUGAGUGUCCGGUAGGCCUAAUGUGUUGUAACAAUGUGAAGAUUGCCAGAGUUUGUCAAGGGGUUUGUAUACCUAUGUCAAGAUGUGCGAGACUUGGAAUCUUCUCGAGACAUAACGAUGCGGGAUGUCCAAAACACCAUAUGUGCUAUGAAACACCAAUGCCGUUGGCACAAGCAACACAAACCAAAUGCAACGGUAAAUGCCUUCCUGUAUCCCAAUGUCCGAUGAGUGGUUCAGGAUUUAUCAAUCUAAGAUUUGCUAAUGGUUGUGCAUUCGGUGAAGUAUGCUGUUCCAUGACACAAAUGCCGAGCUGCCAAGGAACAUGUGCCACGAUGGAUCAAUGCGCUGAUGACCCUAGAAAUAAAACUAUAAUUGAUUUACGCUCGACGAGUAACAACUGUUUACUCAACCAAGUAUGUUGCUACAAUCUGAAACAGACUGAUGUGAAUUCAUCUGAGAAUUGCGAUGGAACCUGUGUUUCUCAACAGCAGUGCCCUGAGCUGAACUCAUGGCGAAAUGACAUCGAUUUACGCUUGUCCGGAAAUAAAUGCCCAUUCAACACUGUUUGCUGUAAAAAUCCAGUUCUAAAAAAAUGCGAUGGAUCCUGCGUUUCCGAAGAAGAUUGCAACGAUACUAAAAAUUUUGAUUUGAGAUCCUCACAAAGCUGUCCAUUAAAUAAGGUGUGUUGUAAAAAGUUGAAGCAAGUAAAAAUCAAUUCUACGACGCAGAACUGUGAUGGAAUAUGUGUUCACUCGUCGAACUGUCCUAGUGCUACGGACAGCAAUUCUAUCAAUUUGAGAUUGGCAAAUGGACAUUGCCCAGAUGACAAAAUUUGCUGUGCGACUCAGUUAUAUACUCCGUUGAACUCUGAUCCAUCUCUAUCACCUGCAAAUGUCUGCGAAGGAACCUGUCUACCACGCAAUCAAUGUUCUGAUGCAAUUUCGAUCGAUCUACGAAGUUCCAGCAUGAAGUGCUUGCCCAAUCAAGUUUGCUGUAAGGUAUCAAAAUACCUCUCUGAAUGUGAUGGACAAUGUGUUACACCCGAACGGUGUUCAGAUUCACCAUUAAUCAACUUAAGAUUUACUGAAACCAGCAGUUGCCAAAAUAAUGAAGUCUGUUGUAAGAAUCUGAAGGGCCAAAACAAUACUUGCAAAGGUCAGUGCGUCCCUCAUGGCAAGUGUGCAACGGGAGUGUCCAAGUUCAGUUUCGUAGAUCUGAGAACAACAAGUGAUUCAUGUCCGAGUGGGAUGGAAUGCUGUCAAGAGAUAUCAACUUGUGAAGGAAAGUGCGUCAGCGAGAAUCAAUGUGAAGACACUCCGUCGGAUAUUUAUGAUGGGAUCAAUUUGCGAGUCACAAUGUCUCAAUUAUGUGGAGCAAAUCAAGUUUGCUGUAAAAAUAUCAAACAUUCACAAAGCUCUAAUGGAUGUGACGGUACUUGUGUCCCCGCUGAAAGCUGCACCAUAGAUUUGCGGUUUGCCUCAGGGCAAUGUCCUGCGAAUCAAGUGUGUUGCAAUAUUCCAACCAAAUCCAACAGUUCUGAUAUCCUACACACAAACCGUUGUGAUGGAUCAUGUGUUCCUGAUUGGCAAUGUGCUCCAAGUGAUGUUGACCUUCGAAUCAGCACCGGCACAUGUCCAUUAAAUAGAGUUUGUUGUAAGUCUUCCGUUCCUGUUUGCAACGGAAAAUGUGUUCCUGCAACGCAGUGUGAUGAUAUUGGGAUAAACCUUCGCCAUAUGCAAAAUCCCUGCGCAGAAAACCUCAUUUGUUGUCAAAAUGUAAAGAUGCAAUCAUGUCCUGGUCGAUGCAUUCCAGCCAAUCAAUGCUCGAACUAUGCGCCAGGAAAAGUUCCAAUCGAUUUGAGAAAAACCGACAUCGGAUGUUCCAAUGGUGAUGUGUGCUGCAUGAUUCCACCAUUAUUCGAACCUCCCAUGAUGGGUACAUCUGGUGUUGACCAUAAUAUACCUGCGCUACCAAGUGGUCCAGGGUGCUCAUUUGGCUCAGAUCCCAGCAAUAGUUUUCUCAGCAAGCCCGAUGUUAAAUGGUUGGUCAGCGUUUGGAGUCGACAGGAAAUUCUAGGCGAGUUGCGACAGCAAUUUUUAUGUACUGGAACCUUGCUAAAACCAGACCUAGUGCUAACUUCUGCUGAUUGUGUCGAAGACAAAAUGCCACAGGCGAUGUACGUUAGGAUAGACGAUUUCAACCUGAAGCCGCUAAAUACGUUGUCUCCAAGAAGGGAAUUCAAAGUCAGCGAAGUCAUCAUUCAUCCUGAUUACAGUAGUACAGAACAGACCGCCAACCUGGCGGUGCUAAAAUUAGCAAAAAAUGCAACCCGUAGUUCAAGCACGUGUCUACCAAGCCUUACAAAAUUAAACCCCACCGAUCAGUGCUUCUUGAUCGGAUGGAACAAACUAAACAUCAUGGAUGAUAGUACGCCGAAUGCAACGCCAGAUAAACAUCUCGUGACAGGACUGACAAUGGGUGCUAAGUGUAACGAAGGGUACAUCUGUUCGGACGACCGAAAGCAAUCAUCGCAGAGGCAAUGUGCUGAUGCUUUUCAAGGAUCACCUGUUAUCUGUCUCAUCGGUAACGGCCCUAGCUGGGUUCAGGUUGGAUUGACAUCGGCUGCGAGUGAGGCAUGCAACGUCGAGAAUGUUCCUCAUUCAUUCGUCUCAGUUGCUACUUACGAGUCUUGGAUACGAGAACAAAUAGCGCCAAGCUUCACACAAAUCCCGAUGACUGCGGAUCCCGAACGGCGGUAUCUUCCUCCUGUGAUUUAAAAGAAAUUUUCUUCAUCAACAUUUAAUGUUGAUUACCGCAUACUCAUGUUGAAACUAUUUAAGCCAUAAAGGUAAUGAACUGCCACGAAGAAAAGAAA
Messenger RNA from Armigeres subalbatus, 3511 nucleotides. RefSeq lists its product as uncharacterized. The coding region runs from base 69 to 3413 and encodes 1114 amino acids. NCBI's taxonomy places the organism in Eukaryota, Metazoa, Arthropoda, Insecta, Diptera, Culicidae. The record is from RefSeq and is a predicted model, not a curated record. The transcript has 2 exons. Gene Ontology annotation, biological process: proteolysis. Gene Ontology annotation, molecular function: serine-type endopeptidase activity.